ACGAUCACUACCGGCGGUUCUCUUACCGGUUGCGUUGCGCCGCUCCCACCCAAAACAACCAACUGGAGGAACACUAACUACCUGUUUCACUCAAAUGGGUUCCUGUUGAAUCCUUGAAGAAUUCAGAAAAGAAGCUAUUUUUGCGCUUAAACGAACUGCUUACUGGCCUACCCUAAUGGGUAUUUCGUGAAUGUUUCUUCUGUCUUUGAGUAAUUUGUUUUUGGUUUCUUUCAUUUUUGGCGAUACUUCUGAAACUCGGAAUGUUUGAGGUAUUUAAACGUUUUGGAUUUUCAAGAACCUUGAACAUGUUUCAUGGUGUCACUCACCGUGUUAAUGGAGUGCGUUACAGCUUAUUCCAGAGUUUCUGUGGCAUGAAUGAGUCAGCCGAGCUUCCCGAUUGGUUUAAAUCAUUGCAGGAUGACAAAUCUUCUUCCCUAGAUCAAGAAGAUGAUUUUGUGCUUCCAAAAAUUAUUAAUUGGGUCAGUAAUCAGAAGAUUGAUGACCGAAAUAUCAAUAUUAAAUGUGUGUCAAUUGAAACUAUUGAUAACGAUGUCGAUAAGAUUAGUAGAAUUCUAAAGGGUAGGUUCGGCUCACCCGAUGCUGUUGUCCAAGCUUUGGGUGGUUGCAAUGUUAAGGUCUCCAAGGACUUGGUCGAAAAACUAUUGGAAAGGUUUAGCAAUGACUGGAUCUCUGCUUUUGGUUUCUUUAAGUGGGCCCAAAUGCAAACGGGUUGUAGUUAUUCUGCUGAUAUUUUCAACUUGAUGGUCGACAUUCUCGGAAAAUCAAAGCAGUUUGAUCUCGUGUGGGAAUUGGUUGAGGAGAUGGUUAACUUUGGUGGAUUAAUCUCCUUGGGAACAAUUACUAAGAUUAUGAGAAGGCUUGCUAGAGCCGGUAGAUGGAAAGAUGCAAUAGAGACUUUUCGUGGAAUUGAACAAUUUGGCAUGAGAAAGGACAAUUAUACUAUGAACUUGCUCUUGGAGGCAUUGUGCAAGGAACGGAGUGUUGAGCAUGCACAAGCUGCGUUUUUGGAGUUUAAGAAUGAGAUACCUCCUGAUUCUCGUACGUUUAAUAUCUUGAUAAACGGAUGGAACAGAGCCAGGCAGAUGGACAAGGCCUGGUGGACUAUGGAAGAGAUGAAAAGACAUGGGUUUCAGCCAUGUGUGGUUUCUUAUACCAGUUUGAUCGAAGCUUACUGCUGCGAGAAGGAUUUCCGUAAGGUUUAUGCUAUUCUUGAUGAGAUGCAGGCGAAGGGAUGCUCUCCUAAUGUCAUAACUUAUACUAUUAUUAUGCAUUCUCUUGGGAAAGCAAAGGAAACACAUGAAGCUGUGGAAAUUUAUGAUAGAAUGAAGAGGAAUGGUUGUGUUCCGGAUACUUCUUUCUACAACUCUUUGAUUUACAUCCUAAGCAAAGCAGGUAGAUUUCAGGAUGCUCGUGGCAUAUAUGAGGAGAUAUCUAAGAGUGGAAAUACUCCAAAUGUAACGACAUAUAACACCUUGAUCUCAGCUGCUUGCGAGCAUUCACAAGAAGAAAUGGCUCUAAAGCUGCUUCAAGAAAUGGAAAAGAACCUCUGUAAACCUGAUCUUAAAACUUAUGCCCCAUUAUUGAAGAUGUGUUGUAGAAAGAAGUGGAUGAAGGUCCUUUUCUCUUUACUGAAUGAUAUGUUUAAAAAGGACGUCAGCAUUGAACUUGGAACCUAUACUCUUUUGGUUCGUGGCCUUUGUAAAAGUGGAAAACUGGAUCAUGCUUGUUCCUUUUUUGAGGAAAUAGUUUCCAAAGGACUGGUUCCUAGGGACUGCACAUACAGUAUGCUGGUGGAGGAACUUGGGAGAAAAAACAUGGAAAAAGCAAAGGAAAGGAUUCAACAAUUGAUGGCACAAGCAAGAAGUAUGGAACAAGCAGUGAGUUCUUGUAGGACAUAUUCAGAAGGGAUAGACUGA
Molecule: messenger RNA, 1937 nt
Organism: Macadamia integrifolia
Lineage: Eukaryota; Viridiplantae; Streptophyta; Magnoliopsida; Proteales; Proteaceae
Product: pentatricopeptide repeat-containing protein At3g22670, mitochondrial-like
Exons: 2
Coding region: 261-1937 (558 amino acids)
Molecular function (GO): protein binding
Source: RefSeq, a predicted model, not a curated record